Messenger RNA from Prorocentrum cordatum, 2157 nucleotides. The record is from the annotation of a GenBank genome assembly. NCBI's taxonomy places the organism in Eukaryota, Dinophyceae, Prorocentrales, Prorocentraceae.
AUGAGGACGGGGGACGGGAAAGAGAGGGAUGGGAAGGAGCAUCGGGGUAUUCAGAGUGUUGAGGGCUUCUGGGUUCUGGGGUGCUUUCUGGAGUGGUUGGCGGUUGCGGGCAAGGACCUCGGGGAGCUGGAGGCCCUGCGGCGUGAAGUGAAGGGCCUGUUGAACAAGGUAUGCCCCGAGAAGUUUACGACCGUCGUUGAGAAGCUCAUCGCGAUCAAGGUGACCAGUGUCGAGGCCCUCGAGAUUAUCAUAGAGCUGAUCUUCAAGAAGGCCCUGUCGGAGCCGCACUACAGCGAGACGUACGCGGACUUGGUUUUCAGCCUCCGCUCGGUUUUCCCUGAGUUCCCGGCGCCAGAUGGCGGAAGGCCGACGACAUUCAAGUCAUCCGUGCUCAACAUUUGCCAGGUCGAGUUCGAGGAGCUGUUGGCUGCCCCAGAGCCUUCCGAGCACGAGAAGGCGGGCCACGGCUGCGAGGAGCUCGAGGCGCUGUGCCAGGAGCGCCGCGGGCGGAUGCGGGCAAACAUGCGCUUCGUGGGCCACCUCUUCCUGCGCCAGCUCCUGUCCACGAAGGUGGUGUGCGGCAUCCUUCGGGAGCUCGUGCUCUGCGACCUGCAGGACGUCGCACCGCAGGAGCACGCCCUGGACUGCGCGUGCGAGCUGCUGAACAGCGUCGGAUUCACGCUGGAGGCCAUGCCCUCUGGCCAGUGCGCGCUGCCCGUCGUCUUUGGCCGCCUGGACGAGCUGCGCGCCAUGAAGACUCGUGACGGCAAGAGCUUGUACACCAAGAGGAUCCAAUUCAUGAUCAAGGACGACAUCAUCGACACCCGCGAGGCCGGCUGGACCAGGAAGGUGUUCCGCAGCGCCGCCAAGACCAAGGAGGAGAUCCGAAUGAACUCUGCCGGUCAGGGCCCGCACGGCGAGACGGUGGUGGUCGGUCAGAGGCCGCUCUAUCUGAGCGCCGACCCUGAACGCUUCUUGCGCGUGUGCACGGCCUGAGUUCCAGGGGGACGGAUCAAUGUCUGCGUAAUCGAAGACCGGGAACGCGCACGAGUCCGACUCUAGCGGGGCCUUGCUUUGGUAGCGUCUGCCACCCGCUUGCGUUCUGUGUCUGCUCGGCGCCGUGCCACCGCAGGCUGCGCUGACGGCGCGGGCGUUUGGCAGCGGUAUACUUCCGGACAGCACCAGGAAUAAUACGGACCUCGCUGCAGCAAGAAUAGAGAUUCGCACACCGUGCGAUGCAUUUCCAGCUUGCUGACCGUCGUCCGGAGAAGUAGUCACGCUCUGGGUGCAGUGCUCUGGCUUAAACCAGGACGUUGGCGCAUCUUGUUAGUCGUACCAGUUACUCAUUGCUCAUGCUGCUAAGGCCAGCACGCUCAGUUUUCCUUCGUGGCUGGUCGGUUACAUGUCAAUUGCGCUCUGCCAGGGCUGUUAUUAGUGCGAAGUACUUUAUCAGGUUGUAGCGAAUUGUGCUCCCUCAGGGCGUUUGUCUUUCGACUGUUUUUCAAGUGAUCCAGGGAAGAGUUCAUCGUGCCUGGCUCCUUGCAAGUGAGGAAUCACAAAAUAUAUGUUGGCUGAGAUGUAUGCGGUUGACAAGCCCGAUAUGUUGUGAUUGCCUUCAGGGUUUUCCAUGUUCAAGGGGCAGUCUGCCCGAAGUCGUGCAAUGUAUUCUAAGCUUGCUGCGCCCAGUUUGAAGUGGCAGCCUAACGCCAAUGAGCUGGGUGUUGCCACCAGUGCCAGGGUAGCGCUCUGUUAUAAUUGCGCUGCUGGGAUUCACUCCCCCUCCCCAAUUAUGUGUGUCUUCAUUGUUGAGGCACUGCACCUCCACCUCGCCCCUCACUUGGCACUGGGCCAUCAGUUUGCCUAGGCUUUCAGGCAUCGUGUCUGCGGCCCGAGGUCACCAGCAUCAUGCACCAUGCGGCGCGAGAUACCUCGCACCAUCAUCACUCACGCGCGCGAGCUCCUCUAGUGCCGCUCUGAAGAACACGAGCGAGCUACCCGCUAAUUACAGAGGGUGGGCCCGCGUCCCGCCGCGUCGCGCGCCAGUUGGGGCAGACACCGACGGCGUCUCCCUGCCGAGUCUAGAAUGUGCUGAUGGUUGAACAAUUAUGGCCUCCUUUUUCCUUGGGUUUCUCUUCUCCGCCAGAGCUGUUUGGUCGC